CACUGACAAGCCGCCACAAGAGGAGGAAGAGUGUUGUCUGUUGUGGUGCGUCGGAGACGGCCGAAGCGAAACCACCUCAGCAUUUCGUCAGCAAAGGCAGCAGAUAGGCAGUCACUAGACAGUAGACACGCACACCCAGCCCGGGGCGUCAGGAUGGCUUUACCACGAGCCUUCCUCUGUUAGGUAUUAGAUGCAUGAUGCCACUGGUAGACCCUCACAGGGCCUCAAGCCAAGCUGAGACAGACUUUGUGGUACCUCGGACCAGCCUUUCUCACCGCCUUGCUAAGGUCAGCCAAGCCGAGGCAGACAGGACCAAAGCAGCAGACGGGAAGAAAAGCCACCUAAAGAAGACAGAAAAUCAGAUUUCUUCCAAAGACCAACAGCAACCACAUGAACUUCAACAGGAGCAACAACAGCAGCAGCAACAAAAACAACAACAUCAACAACAACAACAGCUACUACUACAACAACAACAGCAGCAGCAGCAGCAGCAGCAACAUCAACAACAAGAACAGCAGCAGCAUCGUCACCAUCACCACCACCACCACCACCACCACCAACUCCACCAUCAUCAUCAACAGCCACAGCAGCAGCAGCAGCCAGCACUUAGACAGGUGGUAGGACAGGUGAAUCAGAGUGAAGGAGUGCGCCCAGCCAGGCUCGGAGGGAAGGACACCCACACAUACAAAGGUUGUGUUGUGAGGACUGUCAGUGGGCCAAGGCACGAUACUAAGGGUGCCAAGGGACCAGAGAGUUGGGACCCUCAGAAACUAGAGGAAGAGAGUGAGGUUGCCUUGGAGCGCCGCAGACAGCAGCUAACUCAGGAGCUGAUGAGAGAGAUGGCAGGCGACUCCCAUCACCACAUUCCCUCAGUGGACAAGAAGAUGCAUGGUCAGCAUAGCCACAGGAGGAACCCAUCAUCCUCCAGUAACAGUUCAUCUUCGUCCACCUCCUCUUCCUCUUCCUCCUCCAGUUCCUCUUCCUCAGACUCGUCUCCGCACCGCACAGGCUAUAAGAAAGAAAGCAAGAGGAAGUCUCGCCCCAGCAAGCGCAUUCCCUCAAGUAGCGACCGAUCCAAACUGAAGAAAACGAAGUCAUCCUCUUCUUCGAGGAAACACAGCAGCAGCAGCAGCAAACCCAGCAAGAAGAGUCACCCCAGCAAGAAGGACCAUGACAAAGUUCGCAGCCACAAGAGUACCCACUCACCCACACGCCGCAAGACUCUAUCCAAGAAGGUCAUCUCUCCUGGACGCAAGCGCACACCUUCCCCAUCCUCACGCAAGUCCCACAAGCUUUCCCCAGGAAGGUCCAAGAGGAGCAAGAGUAGAAAGCGUUCUGGCUCCCCAAGGGACCGUUUGGAGUACCGAGCAGAGCGCCUGGGCCUGGCAGAGCGUUCCUUGAGCCAUGGACGUGAAGCAAGCCUGGCAGGUCACGGUAGCUCCUCCUCCCGUAGCAGAGAUCCAAGAGUGGACGAGAGAGUGCGCCGUGUGUCCCCUGAACAGCUGAGCAGAGACCGAUACAGCAGGUAUGAGAAGGAGCGGCUUGAAGAGUAUGUAGAGCCAAGACGUGAGCGUCGGUCACCUGUUGCCUCCAGGUCCCGAGAGGUGGAGCGCAAGGAGAGCCACAGGCACAGAGACUAUGAGAGACAUGAACGAGAGCACUACGAGGAGCGGAGAAGGGAGGAGGCAAGACGAGAGGAAAGGGAUAGGGAGCAGCUGAGAGAGAGGGAGCAGCUGAGGGAGAGAGAGAUGCUUCGUGACCGAGAGCUGAUGAAGGAGAGGGAGCGGGAACGAGUAGAGAUGCUGGAGCGAGAGCAGGAGAGGGAGAGGGAGAGAGAGAGGCUGAGGGAAGUAGAGGAGAGGAGGAGUCGGUAUAGUCGAGAGCAUGAGUUUGUGAGGGAGCGGGAGGUUGUGUUGAGGAGCAGUAACCGAGACUUUGAGGAAGAGAGGGAGUUCUACGCAUCAAGAGUGCGGCCAGAGCUAGAUGCCCGUGUGUUGCCUGUGGAUGACCGACGAGCUUAUGAGGAAACUGCUUAUGACCACUUCCAGAGUGAGAGGGACAGGGCUCGCUACGAAUCAGGUCGUAGCCGCUAUGAGGAACUUGCCUUACAUGACCGCCGAGCCCUCCCCCCCUUAGAUGACCGCUGUACUGACCGCCGCGCCCCUCCUAUAGAUGCUCGCUUCUCUGAUGAACGCAGGCGGAGUGCCAGCAGCCUGGACCCACGCGUGCAUGACGCCUGGAUGGAAGAACAGAGGGAACUGGAACGACUGGAGCGCUCAGACCACUAUGCUCCCCACGUGGCUCCCCUGCGGCACCGACAUCAGCCCGAGUGGCCCUCUAGCCGCACUGCUACCUCCUGGGACAGACACAAACACUCCAGGCAUGACGAGUGGCCAGACGAGUAUGGGCGUGGCGCCACUGGCAGCAGCAGCCGAGCUGCUGAGUGGGGGGAAGAGCCCCAUGACUGGGUGGAUGACCGUGUAGUGUCAUCCUCCCUCCAUCAAGACCAGUGGAGCCAGCACUCCCGGCGCAGUUACAGGGAUGAGUGGGCUGCCCGUGAGGCUGAUUGGGUGGAUCAUGGACCACCGCCUUACCCCAGCAGUCGGGAGCUCCUGCCCUCAGCCUCCCAGAGUUUGUCUCUCAGCCGGGAGCGCAGCCAGCAGCCUCCAGUGGGACGCCGCUCACGCCGAGAGGCUGUGGAGCAGAGCCUUGAGCCUCCAGGACACCGUCACAUUGAUGAGGAACCGAUGGAGGCCAGUCUGCUGCACACCCGAGGAGGGGACAUGACCAGCCCACCACCCUCAGACCAAGAUCAGACACACAUGUCAGGCAAUGAUGGUGAACUGUGGGAGUAUGACCCAGCCAAAGGCUCAUGGGUGCGCCGUGCUGCCGAUGCCGCCCCCAGCAUGGCUUCUGAACGAGACUUGCUGCUGAAGAAGGACAAGUCUACUGCUGAUAUUGUGCCAGAAGAGGGUGUAGUGGAAGAUAGGAAGCGUGGCCUCUCGGAGGACAGGAAGAGAGGGCCUUCUGAGGACAGGAAGCGUGGGCCUUCAGAGGACAGGAAACGGGCAGGUCCCUUGGAGGACAGGAAGCAUUCAGGUGUUGCUGAGGAGGAGAGAACCAGUGAGGAGCCAGAGACCAAGAGGCAGUGCACUGAAUCUCCCUCACCAGCACUGUCACAGCCACUCAAGGAGGAGGUGGCAAAGGCAGGGGCAGUAGUAACAACAACAGAAGCAGCACAAGCACCACCACCAGGACCAGCACUAGCACAAACACCAGCAACACCAACAGUCCCGGUGCUGGAGGAAAAAGAUACAUUCAGUGACAUCAGUGAUGAUGUAGAUGACAUCCUCAACCAGGAGGUUGUUGGGUUUAAUGAGGAUGACAGCCGGAACAUCAGCACCUCACACAUUGAGGAAUCAAGGAACCUUAGCCGUGAAAAUGCCCCAUCUUAUGAAGAGCUUGUGGAGGAAGAUGAGGAGACCCACCUAGAGGAGAUCAGUGAUGAUGAACUGGAGGAAGAUCGCCAAGCCAAAUUCAAUGUUGCCGGUGCCCUGGACAUCAACUGGGCAGUGUUGGUGAGGGACACCAACAAGCCGUCAACUAAUGAGGUGGCUGCUGGCACAGCUCUCAAGCGCUUCAAGGCACCCCACCUGCUGGCUCGCCUGGGAGUAUCCACCAGGUUUGCCAGGCCUGAGGUGAUCCAGAAUAUUAAAGAAACCUGUACUGCCCAGAGUGACUCAGAGACAGAGAAAGUUGAGGUCUCUGCUGUCAUAGAGUGCAGUGGUGUAGCACGGUUAUUGAAGGCUAGGAGUCAGGAGCGCCAGAGGAUCCUUGAUGGCAUUGGCCCCAACAGGAAAGCUCUCUGUGCUCGCCAGGAUAUUGAGUUGAGGCGUCAGCUGUGCAACCUUCCUCGACAAGAUCUCGUCGGGGAAAGUCCACUCCUUGAUCGUGACUUGUUCCGACAGUCACUUGCUCUCUUGAAGUCAUGCUGAGGAUGGACUAAACUGCACUUGUGUUUCCUGCCUGGGUUUUUAUUAGACAGGGACAAGUGCAUAAUUAGGGAUUCAACCCAUCACAGUAGAAUGCUCCCAUUUAAAUCAAAAGUGGACAAGAAGCUGUUCGGCAUAUAAAGAUUAUAGAGAAAUGGACAGAUAAGUUAUUACACAAGUUAUGAUAAAAAUGUGCAGUGGCAGGACAGUGAAAUUCAGUGAAAAUCACUUAUGGUCUGAUUGAUUUUGUCAUUUAACUCAUGAUUGUCAGCACUGUCUUAUAAAUGUAUUAGGUUAUUUCAGCACACAUUUAUGGCUGUAUGUCCUAAAUUACACAAGAAAAAUCUU
Messenger RNA from Portunus trituberculatus (swimming crab), 4340 nucleotides. Its product is annotated as trichohyalin-like. Lineage: Eukaryota; Metazoa; Arthropoda; Malacostraca; Decapoda; Portunidae. The record is from RefSeq and is a predicted model, not a curated record. Gene Ontology annotation, cellular component: RNA N6-methyladenosine methyltransferase complex. The transcript is spliced from 24 exons. The coding region runs from base 195 to 3995 and encodes 1266 amino acids.